Lucilia sericata (common green bottle fly) is the source of this 1794-nucleotide messenger RNA. RefSeq names its product pre-mRNA cleavage complex 2 protein Pcf11-like. Gene Ontology annotation, molecular function: RNA polymerase II complex binding; mRNA binding. Gene Ontology annotation, biological process: termination of RNA polymerase II transcription. NCBI's taxonomy places the organism in Eukaryota, Metazoa, Arthropoda, Insecta, Diptera, Calliphoridae. The transcript has 5 exons. The record is from RefSeq and is a predicted model, not a curated record. Gene Ontology annotation, cellular component: cytoplasm; mRNA cleavage factor complex. Bases 139 to 1641 code for a protein of 500 amino acids.
AAAAAAAACAAUAAACAAUUGCCGUAGCCAUGGAUAUUGCUACUAGCAGCAGGCCAGCGCGAGAAUGAACAACGUGUCGCCGAAGAAUAUUUAUCCAGUUUAUCGGAUUUAAAUUGCAACAGUAAACCCUUAAUCAAUAUGCUGACCAUGUUGGCUGAGGAAAAUAUUGAAUAUGCUGCCGUCAUCGUUAAAGUCGUUGAAGAUCAUAUAGCCAAGGUUCCUUCUGAAAUUAAAUUGCCAAUAUUGUAUUUAAUUGAUUCUAUUGUAAAAAAUGUUAAAAGCACUUAUGUGCAACUCUUCAGCCAAUGUAUUGUCAAUAUAUUUUGUGGAGCCUUUGAAAAGGUUAAUGAAAAAAUCCGGGAACGCAUGUAUGCUUUACGGCAAACCUGGAAUGAGGUAUUCUCGGCACAAAGAUUAUAUGCUUUAGAUGUUAAAGUUAAACGUUUGGAUCACAAUUGGCCCAUAACCGCCAAACAACCAUCAAUACAUGUUAAUCCAAAUUUUCUAAAGGCUAAUAAUGCCCAGGCUAUACCCACAGAAAUGGAGAAAAUUUUACAGGAUAAAACCAGAGAACUGUUGGAAUUGAAAAAACGUAAAUUAGAAUUGGAAUUGGAGGCCACUAAGAAACAUUUAGAGGAACAGGAAAAACAAUUCUCUAAGACAGCAGAAGGUGUUAUAGCACCAGUAGAGGCAUUAGUGGCGGCCAAUAGUUUACAGACUGUAGGCAUUAGGGGAGCAGCUAUGCCAACACAAAUGAUGCCUGGUCUUAUGGCACCCGGCUAUAUGGGGGGUCCUAGCAUAGCUGUUAAUCCAGCCAUGAGACCAGCCAUGUUUCAUGCUAAUAUAAGAGGUUUUCGACCUAAUCUACACCCCAACAUGAUGAAUAAUACAGCACAGGGAAUGCAGGGCGGUAAUAUGAUGCCAGCAGCUAUGAAUGCAGCAAAUCUUAACAAACCCAAGGUGCAUCCGGUCAAUUCAGCUUUGUUAAACUCGGUAAGACAAAGAGAUCCACGCCUGCAGCGCCAACAGCAACAACAGCAGCAGCAGCAGCAACAAAUGCAACAGCAGCAAAUGCAACAAAAUAAUGAAAGAUCUUUGGCGGCGCAACAGCAAAAUGUACGCUCCUCCCAUUUGGACAAAGAUAAACAUGAACGUAAUCACAAAAGUAGCCACAAGUCACCAACACGCAUUAACUCCAGCAGUCGUUCUUCGGGCAGCAGUAGCAGUCGUUCUAGUAAAAGUUCUCAACGUGAUAAAGAGCGAGAACGUGAUAGGGAACGUAAACGUAGUGAAUCAAAAAGUUCUACCACUUCAUCCUCAUCUUCUGGCUCGAAUGCAACUAAUAAUGAGCGUAAAAAAGGAUUUUCUAAAACAGACAAAACAACUUCAAAGUGUGAUAAAGAUGCCUUUGAGAUUGCUCCUUUGGCAACAGCAUUUAAACGCAAAUCUACAUCACCCACAUCGUCACCCACUAAAUCACGUGAUUCAAAACGUUCCAGUAGCCAUAAAACACGUAAUUUAUCACGCAGUAAAACAAGAUCACGUAGUCGUUCUCCUGAUGAUAAACCAACAACUCACGAACAACAUUUGGUGAUGUUGAUCUUAGACGUAAUUCUACUUCAUCAACAUCAUCUUCUAUGAUAAACUCACCAGAAAAACGACCAAAAAUAAUAGAUUCUGAUCAAGAAACUUGCAGCAAAAAUAAUAAAAAGGAAGAUUUAUUAAAAACAACAACAACAACAACAGUGGCCAAUAAUAACAACAACAACAAUAGCGAAAAAGAACUAGACAAAA